UGAUUGCAGUGGGAGUGGGCUCGCUCUGCAUUUUUUUGUUAGAAACUCUAAAUGGUAUAACUAUUUUGUGCGAAUCCGUAUCAGUUCAUAUCAAUCAGUCCAGUUCGUGGUGUAUAGCAUGUUGUAAUUUAAAAAGAGAUGUAUUGACAUUUUUCGUUUUGGUUUACAAAUAUGGCGAGCUAAUGUUUCGAAUCUUACGUUAACAGCGUUUGUGAACCAGAUAGCUCCUAACUGGCUAGCGUGUAUGCUCAUAUUAUUACGGAUAUGACAUCGAGUAAGUUAACUGUUAGCUAACGUUUGCUAACUGCGCAUCCCUGGAAGUUUUAUAAUAGCUGUUGUGAAGCUAACUGGUUAGCUCGUUGAGAAAAGACUGACUGAUAUAGGCAUUUAGUGAAAUCACACCUCCCUUGAAAUCCCAGGUCACUAGCUAGAAAUAGCAGGUGCAUGAUCAAUGGCCUUCAUAACGUCCACUCCAGUCACCUCAACAAGCCGGACAUCCCGCACGGCACAGCGCAGCACGGCCGGGAUAUCCCCGUCCGGCACGAGUCCCACACGCAUCACUCGCAUUCAGGAGAAGGAGGAACUCAGGCAGCUGAAUGACCGACUUGCCGCAUACAUAGAGCGUGCCCGACAGCUGGAGAAUGACAAAUCUUCCAUGCGGAUGCUGUUGGAGGAGAAGGAAGAAUCGUCGACCAGAGAAUUGGGAAAAAUCCGGCUUCUGUAUGAAAACGAACUCGCCGACGCUAGGAAGACACUGGACAGUACGGCCAACGAGAGGGCGAGGCUGGAAAUAGAACUGUCUCGACUCUCAGAAGAUCACCGAAAACUGCAAACAAGGAAUAGUAAGAAAGAGUCUGAGCUGGCCACGGCAGUGGGGCGGUGGAGAAACCUUGAAGCUGCCCUAAACUCCAAAGAGGCAGAAUUUUCUAACUUACUGGCAGCAAACCGGGGACUGGAAAAUGAAAUCUCAGACCUCAAGGACCAGGUUUCCAAUCUGGAGCUGGCCUUGCAGGAUGCUAAGACUCAGCUCCAUGCAGAGAUGCUGCGGAGGGUGGACAUGGAGAACCAGGUGCAAACGCUACGGGAGCAGGUGGAUUUUCAGAGACACCUGAGUGAGCAGGAGGUCAGGGAGAUGCGGAGCCGUCAUGAGACCAGGCUGGUGGAGGUGGAGUCCGGGCGGCAGAAGGAGCUGGAGCACAAGCUGACCGAAGCCAUGCAGCAGCUCCGGCACGAGCACGAGAUCCAGAUCCAGCAGUACAAAGAGGAGCUGGAGAGGACCUACAGUGCCAAAUUAGAAAAUGCACAGCAUACAGCUUCCAAGAAUAGCGACUUGGCCAGUUCCACCAGGGAAGAGCUUGCUGGAACCAAACUGCGACUAGAGAGCAUGUCCUCUCAGCUCAGCCAUUUCCAGAAGCAGAGCAGUGUCCUGGAGACCCGCGUGCGGGAGCUGGAGGCCAUGUUGGACUGCGAGAGGGAGGCCGGCCAGCGGAGGCUGACGGAGAAGGAGCGCGAGAUGGCGGACAUGAGGCAGCAGAUGCAGGCCCAGCUGGAGGAGUACGAGAACCUGCUGGACGUCAAGCUGGCUCUGGACAUGGAGAUCAACGCCUACCGGAAGAUGCUGGAGGGAGAGGAGCAGAGACUGAACCUGUCUCCGAGCCCGGCCCAGCAUGCACCAGUGUCACGCACGCACUUGCAAGCUGGCAGAAGGCAAAGGGGGAAGAAACGCAAGCUGGAGGGCAGGGCCAGUUUGUCUCCUGGUUACAAGAUCUCCCAGCAUGCCUCAGCACAGGGGAGCGUGUCCAUUGAUGAGAUCGACUUCGAAGGGACCUACAUCAAGCUUAGGAACAACUCUGAGACGGACCAGCCUUUGGGUGGGUGGGUCUUAAGAAAGAGCCACAGGACCACGCCCGAGGUGUCCUUCCAGAUCCCAGCCUCUUGCGUCCUGAGAGCAGGACAGACACUAACGAUUUGGGGGGCGGGUGCUGGGGUUGAGCCGAAAGCCCCCACUGACUUUGUGCUGCAGAGGAGCUGGGGACUGGUGGACGAUGUAAGGGUUUCCCUGGUCAGCCCUCUUAAUGAGGAGAAGGCGGAAAGGAGCCUGGUCCGCGUGCAGAGGGCGGGUGAGGGCGAUUCUGAGCUGGAGCUGGAGGAGGAGGAAGCUGGCGGUAGCGAGUUGUAUCUCCGCCGACAGCCAAAAAGAAGAAAAAAGAAAUGUUGUUUGGUCUCGUGAGCGCCACCUUGUGGUGCAGACAGACCAUCAGACCCCCUGUAGGGGCAGACCGAAGAGGACACCAGGUGCGCCGUUAUGUAACCAUGUUCAGUCAUAACGUGAGCACGCUGUGACCGGAGACGACCCAAGUUCCUCUCCGUUUUCUCUGACAGAACAGUGUUCAGGAUUACUCGGUUGGUGACAGAAAAAAGACCACUUGUACAUUACAACAUUUCUCAAACUGCUUUGGAAGUUGCAUAUUCAGAAUCUUUAACAGAGUAACUAUAGGAAAAUGUUCACUAUGAAUACCAUUCCAGUAAUUUGCGUUAUACAUUGGCUCAAUCUGCUUUUUGAGUGGAUUUUUGAGAGGAAAUUGAUGAGCAAUACCCUCUAUUCAAAUGACUGUCUGUCACAGGCUCCCAUAGCAAAUUAUAUCAGAGUUUUGAGUUGGGCUAGCACUUUGUCCCCCGCUCAACGACUCACGUGACCUACUUAAGGCUCUUAAAUUUCAACGGUUAGCACUGUGACCUCAACCCUGUGACCGAGACUACACAGUAUUCAAUUGUAUGAGUGAUAGUGGAAUAGUUAUUUAUGCACACAUUUACAUUUGAACAUGAGAUGUACAUUGGGGAAAAUAUUUUUUAUAUGCUAUGACCCACCUGCCAUGAUGGCAAGGGUCCCCAAAAUUGAAUUGUAGAUACUCCAGAACUGAGCUUUUUUUUUUUUUACUAUUCCAAUAUGCCACUUAGCUUUUGAAAAGAGCAAAUACAUAAAAUAACAGUUUUGUUUUUCAAAUAACAAAAAUGUAAUGCUAGUCUGAAAAUCUCAUUGAUAUUGUCAUGGCUCUGUCCCUCAUAUAAUUUGAAUUUCUGUGGAGGGUUGGGUCUGUAAUACCUUUUAAAUCAACCAGUUCUGUUAAGUUUUUAGAGAAUAUUAUUUUGAUUACAAGGAGAGACAUUCAUUUGAGCUACUUUCAUUAUUGUUUUGUUUGUGCCUUAUUUGGACAGAAAUGAGUGUCACAGCUGCCCUAAUGACAAUAGCACUUGUAUUUGACCAAGGGUCCCUCUAUCACAAGGGUUCUUAUUCCAUAUUGUCUCAAGCUCCUCCUGUACAGUAUGCAUUAGCUAAUAGUAUUCGAAAGCACACAGUCAUACAUAUGUGCAUCUGUCCAUUUAUUCUACCUCUUGAUCGCUAUAUUCAAUAUUGGUGUGUAAUGAAAUUAUAAAUGUUUUCCCCGUCAAAAUGAAUGCACACAUCGCAAAUUAAAGCUUGACCAUUAAAUUGGAUUUUGUUCUAGAAACGUAAUGUCAUGACCACUUGCCUAAGUCAAGUAAUGGAUGUUAUGGAAGUAUUUAUAAUUAUAAAAUAUUUUGAUGAGGUAAUGCAUUUCAAUACUUUAGGUGAACAGAAUAAAAAGCAUUUAGCAGUAGAGUCCUCUGCUCUUUGGUUUUGGCUAUAGACGCUUGGCUUUCUAACUCUGUAUUGUUCCAAUCGUAUCUUCAGCAUAAUUUGCUGAGGUCCCCUCCCCUUCCAUAAGUAUCCAUGCUGAGGUCUUCUCGCACUGCUUGGCACAGGCACUUGUUCCCCUUUGGCUUUAUUCAAAUAAUUUUCAAAAAGUAAAAACAUAAACAUUGGAAAGGCCUCUUAUUGUCAGUCCAUUGCCUUGGAAAAGAACAAGACUUGUCUUUAGUUAUUUAUUAAAUGUGUGUUUCAACAGUAUUCUAAAGUAUUUUGUAAAACUUCAAUAAAGAUUUUCACUGAACUGA
Conger conger (European conger) is the source of this 3975-nucleotide messenger RNA. It is a transcript of the gene lmnl3, whose product is annotated as lamin L3. The transcript is spliced from 12 exons. The record is from RefSeq and is a predicted model, not a curated record. Lineage: Eukaryota; Metazoa; Chordata; Actinopteri; Anguilliformes; Congridae. The coding region runs from base 452 to 2230 and encodes 592 amino acids.